CACACAAUGGCUGAGCUCCACCCAAUUUCCACAUUUACCCUCCUCCUCCUCACUACCCUCCUGUCCUCUUUCGUCAUUUCCCACUCCCAACCCCUCCUCCUCAGCUCCGCCGAGCAGGACUCCGUCUACCGCGUCCUCGACUCCGUCAACCCCGACGUCCCCUGGCGCAAACUCUUCCCCGACGACCUCUGCUCCAACGGCCCCCACGGCGUCGUCUGCGACUUCUUCACCGCGAACGAUACCGAUCCCGACGUCGUCUCCGUCCACGUCUCCGAGCUCAGCUUCGGCUACGUCUCCGACUUCACCCCCAACCCGCCCUGCUCCUCCUCCGCCGUCCUCAGCCCUCUCCUCUUCACUUCCUUCCCUUUCCUCCGCAAGCUCUUCUUCUACCGCUGCUUCAACCAAACCGCCGUCGUUAACGUCCCGGAUAUUCCGGCGAGCUUUGCUCCGAGUCUGGAGGAGCUCGUCUUCAUCGACAACCCCUCUCUCGUUUCACCCCUCAGUGGCGUUUUACGUAAUUUCACCAACUUACGAAGGGCGGUUCUGACCGGGAACGGAUUCUACGGCAGUGUACCGGACGCCGUCGCCGACAUGGUCAACCUGGAGGAGCUGACUCUCGCCAGAAACAAACUCGGAGGCGAAGUUCCGGUGAGUUUCGAGAAGCUGAAGAAGCUGAAGGUUCUCGACCUCGGUGGAAACUCCUUCGCCGGAAAAGCGCCGGAGUCGGUGGGGGAGCUCCCGGAGCUGCUGAAGCUUGACCUGAGCUCGAAUGCUUUCACCGGUGAAAUUCCGGCUAGCCUGGGAAACUUGCGGAGGCUGGAGCUUCUGGACCUGAGCUACAACCGGUUCAACAGCUCCGGCGUGCCGGUGUUUCUGUCGGAGAUGACGGAGCUCAAAAUGGUGUCGUUGUGUGGGAACAAGCUGGGAGGGCAGAUUCCGGAGAUAUGGAGCAAGCUGGGGGGCAUUUUGGGAAUUGGGCUGUCUGGGAUGGGACUGGUUGGGGAAAUCCCAGGUUCAAUGGGGGUGUAUUUGAGAAAUGUGAGAUACUUGGGGCUUGAUAAUAACAACCUGGAAGGGACAGUGCCUCAGGAGUUUGGGUUAUUGGAAUCUGUGAAUGAGAUUAACUUGGAGAACAAUAGCUUGAGUGGGAGGGUCUCAUUUUCUGCAGCUAAAUUUGGGCAUAGGAUGAAGUUGUAUGGGAACCCAGAGCUUUGUGUUGAUGAUGAGGGUUUAAGGUCUGGGAAGGGUUUAGGGUUUGGGGAGUUGAAGGUGUGCAGCACAGAGCAGAGACCCAAUGCUGCCCAUUUCACUGUUCAUGCUUCUUCUUCUUCUUCAGCAGUGCAGGCUGUUGCUCCAUCCAUGGUCAUUGUUUUUCUCAUGAUUAUUAUUAUGCUUAUGGUUAAUUAGGAUUAGAGAGAGAGAGAGAGAGAGUUUAGAAGUUUCAGGAUUAGGAAGAUUAAUUAGUAGGGCUUAUAACAGAGAAAGGAACAGGGUUUAUAGUCUUGACUGCUAGAAAUGAGUUUUGGGAAUUUUGGGUAUGAAUGG
Argentina anserina (silverweed cinquefoil) is the source of this 1545-nucleotide messenger RNA. RefSeq names its product piriformospora indica-insensitive protein 2. The coding region runs from base 7 to 1407 and encodes 466 amino acids. The transcript has a single exon. Gene Ontology annotation, molecular function: protein binding. The record is from RefSeq and is a predicted model, not a curated record. NCBI's taxonomy places the organism in Eukaryota, Viridiplantae, Streptophyta, Magnoliopsida, Rosales, Rosaceae.